Molecule: messenger RNA, 1117 nt
Organism: Ruditapes philippinarum (Manila clam)
Lineage: Eukaryota; Metazoa; Mollusca; Bivalvia; Venerida; Veneridae
Product: short-chain collagen C4-like
Exons: 5
Coding region: 156-1025 (289 amino acids)
Source: RefSeq, a predicted model, not a curated record
GCAAGUUAACAAACACCUGCAAAAUAAAGCAACAACAACGAAACAAAUUAUAUUAAAUUUUCAUGCAAAGGGAUCCCAAGAUAUAUGAAUAUUCGUUUAAGAUAUUCAGUAUAAUAAAUUAAAAUAAAACUUUAAAUUGCUUUUUUUUUAUAAAAAUGAAUGUGGCAAGUUUAAAGUUGUACAUAAAAAAGAAUGGACAUCAUUUUGCGACAUUUUCUGGAAUAUUCUGCAUGGUUUUAUCACUAUGGAUGAUAAUGUCGUUCAACAGCAAGCACGACCGGAAGUACUCGGAGAUUUUGAAGGAACUUUCAACCUUUGAAAAAAGCGUCGUUCCUAUGAACAUGGACAUCCUAGCCGAAAAAAUGGAGGGACUGACAAUCAAUGAGAGAAUGAAAAGGGCAGAUAACGAAAGUAUUGAAGAGAAAGUUAUAGAAAAAGUAAAAGUCGCUCAACGUGUUAUUAGUGAAGGAGCUAUGUACGUAAGGUGGGGCCGAAAAACAUGUUCGGGUCAAGCGACUGAACUGGUUUACUCCGGGAUCGCAGCUGGAUCUUGGCACGGACAUUAUGGGGCAGCUACCAAUCACCAAUGUCUGCCGAAAAUCCCGGUUUGGGGCCGUUAUACCGAUAAAGCAGGAAGUGCAUUUAUCUAUGGAAUGGAAUAUAACGAGGCAUUUACUAACAUUGUUGACAUGGCAUUUGCUAAAGGAAAAACGCUUCUUAAUCAAAACGUUCCGUGUGCCGUUUGCCGCAGCAAGAAAAGGUCAACGUCUCUAAUGAUCCCUGGAAGGAACGAGUGCUACACCGGUUGGCGUCUAGAAUACCAUGGUUACCUCAUGGCUGGACAUCACGGGUCAGCUUCCGGUACCAGUUACCUAUGCGUUGACAACGCUCCGGAAGUUGAGGUAGCUGGCUUCAGAGACGAAGACGGGUCAUGGCUUUACAGAGUUACUGGACAGUGCGGCACCCUGACCUGUCCGAAAUACGUGAAAAACCGAGAAAUCUCUUGUGUUGUUUGUACAAAAUAAAGUAUAAUGAUAGAACUUGCAAAAAAUAUUUUACAUUUGUUAAGUGACAAAUAAUAAUUCACAUUAAAUGGAGUAUCAGUUUUGGUACUAAA